Messenger RNA from Hermetia illucens (black soldier fly), 590 nucleotides. RefSeq names its product MIEF1 upstream open reading frame protein. Bases 281 to 487 code for a protein of 68 amino acids. Gene Ontology annotation, biological process: iron-sulfur cluster assembly. The record is from RefSeq and is a predicted model, not a curated record. Lineage: Eukaryota; Metazoa; Arthropoda; Insecta; Diptera; Stratiomyidae. Gene Ontology annotation, cellular component: L-cysteine desulfurase complex; mitochondrion. The transcript is spliced from 2 exons.
GGUUCUAUUGAAAUAAACAUCCAGGCAAGGGCUUUUGGACGAAGCAUGCUAUGAUGCAGAGUAAUGUGGGCGCCAAUUGGGUGCCUUUAUUUCUUUGUGUCUCUAUUGUUCCUUAGGAAAUUAACUUGAAGUUUUAAUGACUUAAUUAAAUUGACGUUCAUACCAACUGCUAGAACGCACGUGUGAAAUGUCAACAAAAGUGUGAGGUUGUUUCGCGGUUAUCAACUUGCGUAAAUCCACACUUGUUUUUCUACUGUAAAGUUUUGAUUCGUCCGAUAUUAUGGUGAAUCCAUCACGCCAGCAAGUUUUAAAGUUAUACAAGCAUUUGAUCCGGUACGGCCACCAACUGAAAUAUACUGACAAGAACUACUUCCUUUCACGGAUUCGGGACGAGUUCCGUGAGAAUAAGGACUUGAAAGACCCGAAAGAAAUUGAGUUUUUCUUCAAGCGGGGCGAGACUCUCUUACGCAACGGUCGAGUCAUCUAGGGAUGUCUGCCGGCUUCUUUCGUGGUAUAAUCCUGCAACGUACUUCCUCUUUUGCCACUGCCCAGAUCAGAACCAAGUUCAAAAAUGUCGAUUACUCUCGGUU